AUGGCUACUGCAAUUAUGGUACAUGAGCAUCCUUUUAACAUUGUUGAGGAUGAGGUUUGGAUGUGGGGCUUUCAGUAUGCAAAUUCUGAAUUUCAAAAGAUUUCUCGCAAGACGGCAAGAAGUGAUUGUUUGGCCAUAUAUGAGGCAGAAAAGAAACAGUUGAAGGCUUUAUUACAAGGUGUAAGCAAGAUUAGUUUGACCACUGAUAUGUGGAAAUCAGCUCACCAAGUAGCUGAAUACAUGGUUAUCACUGGGCAUUUCAUAGAUGCAGGGUGGAAUCUGCAAAAGAGGGUUUUGAGUUUUGUGAAAGUUCCUGCUCCUAGACGGGGAAUUGACAUGGCAGAUGCUAUUUUCAAGUGUUUGAAGGCUUGGGGGAUUGAAAACAAAGUAUUUUCUGUUUCAGUUGACAAUGCGUCUUACAAUGAUUCUUGUUUGAGGGCUCUUAAAGAUACCUUAUCACUUAGUAGUUCAUUGCCUCUUGGUGGUAGUUUGUUUCAUAUUAGAUGUUGUGCACACAUACUAAACUUGUUGGUGCAAGAUGGCCUUGGUAGAAUUAGGGACAUUAUACAUAAUGUUCGUGAGAGUGUGAAAUAUAUUAAUUAUAAUGAUUCAAGGCUGAAAGCAUUUUGUGAUGUUGUGGAGCAGAAACGGUUGAAGGAAAAGAAGCUCAUCAUUGAUUGUCCAACAAGAUGGAAUUCUACAUAUAAGAUGUUGUCUACUGCUUUGAAGUUCAAGGUUGUCUUUCCUGCUUAUAAAGAAAGAGAGCCACAUUACAACUAUGCACCAUCAGAAGAGGAUUGGAAUAAGGUUGAGAAGAUUUGUAAACUUUUAGAAGUGUUUAAUCUAGCAACUCAUGUCAUCUCAGGUAGUGAUUAUCCUACUGCAAAUUUGUACCUUCCUGAAGUUUGGAGAGUGAAACAAGUAAUUGAUAAUGCCACAGAAGAUGGUGAUUUCUUCAUUAGAGAAAUGGCAUCCUCAAUGAAAGAAAAGUUUGACAAAUAUUGGGGGGAAUGUAAUAUGGUAAUGGCCAUUGCAAGUGUUCUAGAUCCCAGGUGCAAAUUAUAUGUUGUCAAUUAUUGUUUCCCUCUAAUUUAUAAACCUGAUUAUGUGGCUUUAGAGAAUGUGGAUAAAGUGGUGAGUGCUUUGAAAACAAUGUAUGAUGAGUAUGUUGGCUUGUAUAAGGAAGAGACAACUAUGGGUAAUGAGCUUGUUAAUGCUAGCAACAACUUUCCUGUUAAUGUUUCUGGUUCUUCCAUAGUUACUGGAUUCGACCAAAUCAUGAGCAUUGUUCGUGAAAAGCAAGCAAUUCCCCCCAUGAAAUCAGAAUUGGAAGCUUACCUUGAGGAGGGUGUUUACAUUCCUGAGGGUAGUUCUAACUCAUUCAGCGCCUUAGAGUGGUGGAAAAAUAAUAGUCUAAAGUAUAAGAUUUUGUCUAAGAUGGCGGCUGAUGUAUUAGCUAUUCCAAUUUCAACAGUGGCAUCAGAGUCCACAUUCAGUGCUGGUGGUAGAGUUAUUGAUGAAUAUCGUUCUAAAUUAAAUGAACAAUCAAUUGAAGCACUUAUUUGUGGUGGGGAUUGGCUUCGCAAUAAGUAUGGUUUGAAAAAGAAACCAAAGGUGUUUGAACAAGAAGAAGAAAUUGUGUUGAAGAUUUAAUGCUUUGUAGUUGGAUGAUUUGUUGUAAUUGUAACAAGAACAAUUGUGUUAAUUUGGUUAUUUCAUAUUUCUUGUUUGUAUUUUGGAUAAUUUGGAUUAAGUUAUUGUAAUU
This is a messenger RNA of Neltuma alba, 1765 nucleotides long. Its product is annotated as zinc finger BED domain-containing protein RICESLEEPER 2-like. The record is from RefSeq and is a predicted model, not a curated record. The transcript has 2 exons. Gene Ontology annotation, molecular function: DNA binding; protein dimerization activity. The coding region runs from base 1 to 1653 and encodes 550 amino acids. Lineage: Eukaryota; Viridiplantae; Streptophyta; Magnoliopsida; Fabales; Fabaceae.